UUGGCCACUUAAUGCUGCUACUACUACUUUUCAAUGCAACCCUGCUACUCGUUUGACACAACUCAAUUGAAUGUCGAAGAAAAAGAAAAAAGUAGUAUGAGUGUUGUGUUUGUGUCAAACGCUGUCGUCUGGUUUUUGUCCUCUUCCCAUUACUCGUUAGUGGAAAAAUUGUUUUUGUUUUUGCAGUUUUAGUUUAUUGUUUUUUUGUUUCAUCGUUGAACAAAAGUCAAACGCCGUUUGCCGAUUGUCAAAUUGUGACAUUCAGUUUUCUCUCAACAAGGCAAUGAAUGAACGCAAAUCAAAAAGAUUGAGCAAAAGAUAUGUGUAAAUAAUUGGCUGGGAAAAUACGAUUGCAGCGGCGGCGAGGGCUUAUCCAUUUUUUGUCCACAUAAUUCUGUUUGGUUUUACAACGACCGACCGACCGACCAACAGUAACAAAAGAAAUUACAAAAAUUCAUUGAGAUAUCUCCCAAUAAAAAAAUGAAUAACGAAACUACAAACACCCAAGAAGAGGAAAAAGCAGCUACAGCUGUGACAGAAGAUGAAACUAAAAUUCCAAUGAAAUCCCCCGAUAGCCCCACCAUAAUACAAGACAAAACCAAUUCAAAUGAAAUGGAACAACAACAAUCCAAAGAAGAUAGUAGUGAAACUUCUCAGGAUUUGAAACAAGUUGAUGAUUUAGAACAAGUUCCCACAAUAACUAAAGAUACAGUUAAUGAAUCUGGGCUGGAGACCAAAUUGACAUGUGAAGACAGUCCAAGAAUAUUGGAUGAUUUCGGAGAAAAAGAAAAUGAAAAGAAUAAUUUAAAUAAUAAUGCGGCUAAGGAUGGUAAUGAAGAGGAGAGUGAAGUAGCGAAUAAGAAUAAAGUGACAGAGAAGGGGAAUGCAAAUACGGAAGAUAAUAAGCAAAUGUCUGAGGAAAGCAAAGAUCCUCAGCAAGAUAACAAAGGUACGGAAAUUAGUGAAGAGAGUGAAAAACAGAAAGAUACAAGUGGUGGUGACAGUAAAGAAAAUAAUUUGGCCACCGAUGAAGACUGCUCUAAAGUGUCUGAAGUUUCCACAGAAGAUUCAAAGGAUCCCAAAGCUCCUUCUUUGGAGGAAAAUAAAGAAGAGCCAGAAAAAGUACCACCGGAUAAUUGCCUCUCAGCGUCCAAUGAGGAACCUGAUGAGAUGGAAUGUGAAGAUGUUGAAAUACCCGAAAAUGAAGAAGAUGAACUCAUAGUGCCCGAUGCCCAUCUGUGCAAUGGCGUUGUCGAAGAUGAUGAUGAUGAUGAUGCUGAGAAGGAGGAGGUCGAUAAUAACAAUGAUGAGGAUAAGCAUAACCCUCUAGAAGAUGAUAAUGAAAGCAAUUCCAAGCCCAUGUCAACCGAAGAUGAAUCCACGUUUUCCAAUCAAGAACCAGAACUGGUGGCCAUUGAAGAGUCAAUUAACUCCAAAGAUAAAAUGGAAGAAGAAAAUGCUACAGUAAACCAAAACGAGGAGGAUGAUGGUGGAAGCGGUAUUGCCAAUGAUCCAUUAAACUGUUUGGCUGAAAAUCACGGGGAAGAGGAAACAAGUAAGGACAGUCAAGCUGCCUCUGCCAAGACCAAUGAUGAAAAUAGCAAUAGCAAUGACAUGAUUGGUGAAGGCAGCGAAUCCAAGGAAUCCACUAAAUCUCAAGGAGAUAAUGACGAGGAUGAUGAGGUACUGUUUGUGGAAACCCGCAACUCUCCCAUUUGUAUAGAAUCAGAUGAUGAAGAGGUUGCGAGGACCCCGCCACCAACCGCGACGGCCACAACAAAAAGUACUCCCCCGGUUCCUGUAGUAGAGAAGAGAGAAACUCGCCAAAGUGCCCGCAGGUCAAAUGAGAGUGAAAGACAGACCAUUAACUUGCCGAAGGCCACAAUAACGGUACCAAAAAAUCUAACUAUUACCAGGACAAGUGCCCGUAAAUCAACGGCCAGGCCACCGCAGGGCAUGAAUACAUCUCCCGUGCCAUCGCCUUCUGUAGCGCAACAAAAUCGUCCAAAAAAUUUCCAAUAUUUACAAAAUGCCACAACCUACAGACGUUCAUUGCCCAACCCGCCAAGACAGGUGGUGGAUACCAUUGAACUGUUGGACAGUUCCGAUGAGGAAAGUCAAUCCACCUCAAGUAAUCACAACUACUUUAAUAGAUCCUUGCCCUAUAAUUAUGGAACUCCGCCCAAACGCACACUAAUGGCUGCCAAGAAUCCCAACAAGAAAAGUCCCAACAAAAUUCCCAAUUUUGGCUUUACGAUGCCGAGUAAUUUUGCGCCACAAAUACGGCGACAACCCAAGAAACCCGCACCACCACCGCUACCUCCGGCCACACCACAAUCAAAAUUCUUAGAUAACUUCAAACUACAGCCGGCCACAGUGGAUGUAGAAAAUCCGCCAGCAUUUUCAGCUUUGCUGUCCAAUAAAAAUGUCAUCAUACCAAAUGCUUUCUAUGGCAAUCCUCCCGGCAUGAGGACCCCCGACAUGGAAGUGGAACGUCGCUAUGCCCGCUGGCUGGAAAUGUUUAUUGGCCAUUUUUGCAAUCCCCAAUUGGUGGCAUCCCAUUCCUGCCUUUCAUUUAUACAGAAAUCCCUGAAAUACACGGACUUCGUCACGAUAAAAGCCAUACGUCUCAACAUGAAUACGGAAGCACAAACGGCGGGAGGUGACCAACAAACCAACACUUCAUUGGCCGCGGAGUUACGUUCAAUAUUUUUGAAAAACUCCAAAGAACUAACGCCCCAUGGGAGACGGUUUUGUGAGCUGACCUGUGCCAUAGGUCAAAAUAAACCCAUUACCUUGUUGGUGCAUGCCAUUAGCGGCAAAGUAAUGGUGAAAAGUUGUAAUUUGGAAAUACCCAGUACGUCGGCUGCCACUGCAAUGGGGUCGUGGGCGGCUGUCUCGGCAAAUAAUGCCAACUCCUCCAGCAAUCGCAAACGUCAGCUGGAAGCUGAUGAAGAAGAAUAUGUACCUGGUAAAAAGAAACAAAUCUCAUCGGCGGCGGCAAAUUCUGCAACAGCCUCCCAUGAAAAUACCGAUCAAAGUAGUGGCGAUGGGGCGGGUGUGUCAGGUGGUGACGGUCCCAAACGGUCUCUGCGUUCCAAACGAACCAAACGUUUGGACAAUAGUUUCAGUUAUAAUGAAGAUGAUCUGGCUGAAUACGAUUUGGAAGAUGAGGAGGAGCAGGCGGAGCGCUUGGCCCGUGAGGCAGUCCAACGGAAGAUUGAUCAAAAACGUUUGGAGGCCCAAAGGCAGAGACAGAAGCAGGCGCAGUCUUUUGAAAGUGCAUUCCUGAAGACGUUUGCCAGGACGGCAGAUGGCAAGGUUUUGACUAAUUUGCCGCCGGCAAGGAAAGCCGUGGCACCUCCUCCUACCCAACAAAGGCAACAACCACAACAACAACGACGUCCAGUUAUGUUACCAAGCUAUCAUCGGGAUGCCGAGGAACAUUUAAGGGUAAAUUGGAUAGAAAAUGUGGAAAAUGAGGAUACCCAGGUUAUAUCGGAUGACGAUGAGCCUAGGGAGCAUAGGAUUUAUAAGCAGAAACAGCAACUUUAUGCCCAGCAGCAGAGACAGGCAGCACAGCAACAACAACGACGAAAAGUCUCCUCCCCGUCAUCUUCCGCCGCCGCCGCCUCGGCAUCAAACAAAGGUGGUUCCCCCCAAAUCAACAAUCCCCGCCUAUGGCCCAAAAAUACCGAUCCCACUCACAGCGUCAGUUCCAAAAACAAAGAUAUCUGCCUGAUCUGUAAACUCAAUGUCCAGCGUAUUGUCCAUCACUAUGUCAAUGAACAUCGUGGCUGCGAGGUGUACAAUUCCCGACUAACCUCAUUUCAAGUGGAACAACUGAAACGUGGAGCUUGCAACAUACAAAAUGUAAGCAUCUACAAAAAUGGCCAACCCCAGUAUGAGGCCCAUUGUAUUUUCUGCCAGAAACAGUCACGUUUCAUGUUUCCCUAUUGGGUGCAACAUUUCACCAUGCACACAGGCGAGUAUGCCUAUCGCUGUUCCGCCUGUGGCAUUCGUAAGCCCACCAGAUCUCUGUUGACGCAACAUCAGUCCCAGGGCUGUGUCAAUGGUGGGGGCACGGUAAUGGUCGAUUAUAAUUAUGAUUCACGAAAGAUACGGGUCGAGGCUCGAAUUUGUACCCUCUGUAAUUAUGUCCAGCUUCAUCGGAACAAUAUUGUCAAACAUUUACACCAACAACACAAUGUUAAACAAAUUCUGCCCAAGCACAUACAAACAAUUGUCCUGCUAAAGGAAGCGGGCGCUGUGGAUUCGGCUGCAGGUAUAGAAGAGUUAAGACAUCAAUCCAGACGUUCAGCCUCCCACUCCUCGACGACGACGGUAGUUGCAUCUCAUAACUCAAAUAUUUCGUAUACAAUUGAUGAUGACGACGACGACGAUGAUGAUGAUGAUGAGGAGGGGGAUGAUGAUACUUUACUCUUUAGCGAGGAUGCCCUGCCACCUAUCGCCCAGCAACAACAGCAGCAGCAUGUUGUGGAACCUCAACAAAAUCAAUACUACAAUUAUAUACCGCCCUAUAUGAUGAAUCAAAUCCAUAAUCAACAACAAAAUUUCACCUGGGAGGACAAUGAUCCCACUGAUGAUCUAUCGUUUAUGAUCUGUGGCAUGUUGGAUGUACAAAUGAACAAUAAAAAGCAGUAAUGAAGAAAAGAGAUCACAGCAUUUCUGGCGUUUGAAAAAAAAGAAAACAAAACAGAAAUUCCUAAAUAGUUUUAUAUGAUCUAGUAGCCCCACCCGGCCAAGCUAGUUCGGAAUGCAGGCACAGAUAGAUAUUUUGGAAGAAAUCCCCUGGGAAGAGGAAAGUCUCAACUGUUUCCCUUUCUUUUCGAUAAUUUCAAGAUUUCUUUUAUGAUCUAUUCUGGGUCUGACUGCCGAGCAAUAGCAACUUUUCUCCAUGUAAUUUUUUUUAAACAAGAAUCGUAAUCUAGUUUAGGUUUACAAAAAUAACAACAAUAAAAUAAUAAUAAUAUUUAGUAUAUUAGUAAUACAAAAAGAAGCAAAAAUUCGCAACUGAUAUCCAAUGUGUUGAAAGAAUAACAAGCAAUCAAACAAUAUGGAAUUCAGAGCAAGAAGUAAAGGAAAUUGUUUUUGUUUGUAGUUGAGCGGGAACGUUAUGUAAGAGAUGUUCAGAAAGCAAAUCAACAUAUGUUAACAUGUAUGAAUUUUUGUUUUUCUUUUUUUAUAAAAUAUUUUUUUCUAAUAUAGAAGAUGGAUGAAAUAGCGCUUUAACGUAUUGUUAAAUUAAAUUACAAGAAAAUUAUUUAAGUUUAUUUUUUUUUUAAAUAUUUAAUUUGUAAUAAAUAAUAAAACGGAAAAUCAAA
Musca domestica (house fly) is the source of this 5345-nucleotide messenger RNA. Its product is annotated as kinesin-related protein 10. Lineage: Eukaryota; Metazoa; Arthropoda; Insecta; Diptera; Muscidae. Bases 481 to 4665 code for a protein of 1394 amino acids. The transcript is spliced from 3 exons. The record is from RefSeq and is a predicted model, not a curated record.